Molecule: messenger RNA, 510 nt
Organism: Closterium sp. Naga37s-1
Lineage: Eukaryota; Viridiplantae; Streptophyta; Zygnematophyceae; Desmidiales; Closteriaceae
Source: the annotation of a GenBank genome assembly
AUGUCACACACCAUUAUUGCCGUCCAUUGCAGCCGUUACUGCUCAGCUCGUCUGCGCCGGCUGUUCCGGUCGCUGCGCUUCCUGCACGGCAAGGGCAAGUACCAGCGCAAGUCGCUCGAACCCAACACCGUCACUGAUGUCAGGCAUCUGCACAUCCCGCUAUUCUCAGCGGAGCGCGCGUGGGCGUACGCGAUGGAGCUGAAGCAGGCCAUCAGCGAGGCGGGCUCCGCCGCCGCCGCGCAGGCCGCCUUUGCGCGCAAGCGCGCGCACCUGCUGCGCCGCCUGGCGCGCGCGGCCAGAUGGGCGGACGGGUUCUCGCGGCUGUGCGCCGCUAGGGCCGACUCUAAGACCGCGCUGGAGGCGGAGGUGGGGCGGGGAGCAGGGGAAAGAGAGGAGGGGAGGGUGCGCGGGUGGGGGGUGAAGAGGAGGGGAGGGCGCGCAGGUGUGGGGGGGAAGGGGGGUUGUCCGAAUGUGCGGGUGCGUGGGGGUUGGAUAGAACGUGCUCCUUGA